This is a messenger RNA of Eruca vesicaria subsp. sativa (arugula), 1707 nucleotides long. NCBI's taxonomy places the organism in Eukaryota, Viridiplantae, Streptophyta, Magnoliopsida, Brassicales, Brassicaceae. The record is from the annotation of a GenBank genome assembly.
AAACUUUCUCGACCACUCGAGAAGAAAACGUUAACAACUUCCUCUCUGUGGCAGUUUUUUUAUUAUUGAUCUUCUUAUUGAUAAUUAUCUCCAUCUUCUGGACUUUCCAGAGAGAAAAAUAUAAUGUGGUUUUUCGGAUCGAAAGGAGCAUCUGGAUUCUCUGCUCGUUCCACAGCAGAAGAAGUCACACAUGGAGUUGACGGAACUGGCCUCACUGCCAUUGUCACUGGAGCAUCGAGUGGUAUUGGAGUAGAGACAGCGCGUGUUCUUGCACUGCGUGGUGUCCACGUGGUUAUGGCGGUGAGGAACACUGGCUCUGGUGCUAAAGUUAAAGAGGAUAUUGUCAACCGUGUCCCUGGAGCUAAACUAGAUGUCAUGGAGUUGGAUCUCAGCUCAAUGGACUCUGUCAGGAAGUUUGCAUCUGAUUACAAAUCAUCUGGUCGUCCUCUCAACCUCUUGAUCAACAACGCUGGGAUAAUGGCAUGUCCCUUUAUGCUCUCUAAGGACAACAUCGAGCUUCAAUUUGCAACCAACCAUAUAGGUCAUUUUCUGUUGACAAAGCUUCUGCUAGAUACAAUGAAGAACACAUCACGUGAGAGCAAAAGAGAAGGAAGGAUUGUGAAUCUAUCAUCAGAGGCUCAUCGGUACACGUAUCCAGAAGGAGUCCGCUUUGAUAAGAUCAACGACAAGUCAAGUUACAAUAGUUUCCGAGCUUAUGGACAAUCUAAACUCUGCAAUGUAUUGCACGCCAACGAGCUUUCAAAGCAACUGAAGGAAGAUGGAGUCAAUAUAACUGCAAAUUCACUUCAUCCAGGAGCUAUUAUGACUAAUCUUCCCCGCUACUUCAACAGCUAUUUGGCUGGAGCUGUUGGUGCAGUGGCUAAAUAUGUGCUCAAGACUGUUCCUCAGGGGGCGGCAACGACUUGCUACGUGGCAUUGAAUCCUCAGGUUACAGGAGUUACAGGGGAAUACUUCUUGGAUAGUAACAUUGCUAAACCAACAUCACUUGCUAAAAAUUCAGAAUUGGCCAAGAAGGUUUGGGACUUCAGCACUAAGCUUACCGAGUCGCAGUCAGGAGAAAGUAGUUCUUGAAACUAAAAUGUUCAGUGAAUCUUUACUUUGAUGGUUUCCACUCGUUGUGAUUUCUAUUUGAGUCUUUACCAAAGUAAAUAAAAUGUAAUAACAAAUCUGAAUCACUUCAACUCUGCAAAAUGUUGGUUUACUUCUGGUUCUAACCGGUUUGGUUUCUAGCUUUCAUCAAAGCUUCCUUGGUAUAUAGAGCAGAGAGACUCAAGAAAAAGGUGAAUAUAUUUUGUAAACAAUCAUGAGAAUGAUUAGAAGACAACUUUUGAAUUCAAAUAGAAGCAGCCACGAGGAGACAAUACUGUCAAUGCAUUAAUAAAGAGCCAUCAGAAAUGAACAUCAAUGAGGAUUAGUUUAGUAGAAUUAGCAAGAUUAACUUUUGGAGUUUUUAAUUAAUCUUUUGUGUUUAAACUUUGGAGCAUAACGUGCAGUUUUUGUCGACAUGGAGUGUUAAUAUUUAAAGAAGAGAGCUAAACUGGAUGGUCUCUCUGUAGUUAAUUCUUUUCACACCCUCUAUAUAAUUGUCGGUCCCUAUAAGUUUGUUUAUUUGUUUGAUUCUGGACCAAACGAUAUUCACAUGAUUUUCCAUCUUCUAAUAUGUACUAUUAUCUAAAUGUUGAAAUC